AUGUCCUACCGACGCCCCCAUGAGAGCAAGCAGGAACAGAGGCGCAUUCUGGGGUACAACAUGGCAAGACGAGUGGGGGGCGACGCCUCUCCAAACAAGAACGCAUCAUUCAACCUUGUGCCCGGCUUUUACCACUACCUGCGUGAUGAGCAAGAGGCUGUGCAGAAACGGACGUUCACCAAAUGGAUCAAUUCCCACUUGGCAAAGAGUGUCCCACCUCUGGUCGUGAGUGAUCUGUUUGAGGAUAUCAAGGAUGGUGUCAAGCUGCUUGCCCUGCUAGAAGUCCUCUCUGGACAAAAACUGCAACGUGAGCAGGGCAAGAAGCUAAAGAGGAUCCACUGGCUUGCAAACAUUGGUACUGCUCUCAACUUCCUUGAGGGAAGGAAGUCUGCCUACAGGGGAUCACCGAUCAAGCUAGUGAACAUCAACUCCACAGAUAUUGUUGAUGGUCGACCGUCAAUUGUUUUGGGCCUGGUGUGGACAAUCAUCCUAUAUUUCCAGAUCGAAGAGCUAACCAGCAGUCUACAAGCAACCCACGCCUCACCCCGCAGCUCCUCGUCACUGGACAGCUCUGCCAGCAGCAAUGAGACCACCAGCCCGCCCCUUAAGAAGAAGCCUCUGCUGCCCCUGCAGGGGGGUGCCAGGAAGGCCCUGCUCAGAUGGGUCCAGCAGACAGCAACAAAACAUCUGGAAAUCAAGGUGAUAGACUUUGGCCCUAGCUGGCGUACAGGUUUAGCCUUCUUUGCCAUCCUCAAUGCCCUCCGGCCCAAUCUGGUGGACAUGGAGCAAGUAAAGACGAGACCCAACCGAGAAAAUCUGCAGGAAGCUUUUUUGUUAGCUGAGACACAGUUAGGCAUAGCGCAGCUCCUCGAUCCUGAGGACGUAGACGUGGACAAGCCGGACGAGAAAUCCAUCAUGACAUACGUGGCCCAGUUCCUGAAGCAUCAUCCUGAGCGAGAGCAGAGCGCCUCUGAUGGACAAGCAGCAGCAGCUAAAGAACGAGAAGAAGAGGAGGAGGCGUCUGUCACACAGCAUGGUCUCGCUCCUCGCGAUAUAGAGGAAAUGUUGGAGCGAGAGCAGAGAAAGAGCCUGAGGGAGUUCAAAAUGUGGCUGGACCAGCUGGAGACUGACGCACUACAUGCCCAGGAGACCAAUAGCGAUAUCUCUCAGCAGUACCAGUUGUUCAAGAGUCUGCGUGUCCAGCUGGAAAUGAAGAGAAAUCAGAUGGAAGAUUCCUUAAAGUCCACACAGAAGGACGGGAUGCUGACAGUGGAUCAGGCUCUGGUUAAGCAGGCUUGGGAAAGGCUCUCAAACAAGCUGCUGGAUUGGCACCUGCUGCUGGACACAUCCCUGCCUGCUCCUCUGGAUGCGCUGGGGGCCUGGCUGCACCACACUGAGAGAACUCUGCAACAAGAGUUCAUCACCCAAAAAUCAAAUGAUGAGGAAGACAUCCACAGAGCUUUGGAACAACACAAGGACGUCUUGAAGAGCCUUGAAGAUCAUCAGCUGGUCUUUCAGAGGAUCCAUAAGGACAGAAGUAUUGACGGUGUCCCGAUUUCCCCGGAACAGCUCCAAGACAUGGCUGAGAGGCUCAAUUUUAUGGCCACAUCUUGUUGCGUCCAUUUGGCCAAGAUGGAAUUCUUGGAAAGCAAACACCGCAUGCAGGCUUUUCUCACCGAGGCAGAGUCUAAGCUCAAGUCCUGGAUCAUCAAAUAUGGCACACAAGAAUCUGUGGAACUGAUGCUACGUGAUUACAUUGUUUUUGUGGAGAAGCAAUAUUUCUUUGAAAAUUACAAGACUUUGUUCGAGUCCCUGAAAUGUGCUGCUGAGGUUUACACUAGCGCUGACAGUUCAGCCAACAUGGGAGAGAUGGGGGUGUCUCAGUUCGUGCGAGAUGUGGCAGCCCUGUGGAGGAGCCUAUCCAUGGAAGUGCGCAGUGUGAGGAGCAUGCUGGAGGAGGUGCUUUCCAACUGGGACAGGUACACCUCCACGGUAGCCUCUUUCCAAGCCUGGCUGGAGGAUGCAGAGGAAGCCGUGACCCAGCCAGAAAACAUAAAGCAGGAGUUUUUCAAUAAUCUGAGCUACUGGAUGGACCAACACGCCGCCAUCAACGAUGCUGGGAAUUUUCUCAUUGAAACAUGCGACGAGACCAUGUCAUUCGAUCUAAAGCAGCAGCUGCUUCUCUUGAAUGGGCGAUGGAGAGAACUCUUCUUUAAGGUCAAACAGCUCUCCCGAGGUGAUGAGUUGGUAAAGUGGAGAAAAGACCAUCUAGGGGCAAUGUCGUCUUUAAAAGAGCUUUUGGAUGCAGCAGAGGCAAAGCUCAGUGCUCCUGUCCAUGUGUCUUUCCUCAGUGUUCGAGCCUUUCUGCAGGAUGUGGAGAAUACCAAGCAAAAGGUUGUUGCCAUGGAGACUCAAUACAAGCUGGCCGGCCGCAGCGCUCAGCUGCUUGCAAAGGAUGCGCCACACGACGAGGCCACCCGGGUCAUUGCAGCCAUGACAACAGCUAAGAGUCAGCUGAGUCGAGUUAGAGAGCGAUGUCCCAUCUUUUUGAGGGAAUGUCAUGCUCUUCUGCCAUUGUUGGAGGAGAUGGACAAACACAUCACUGCCUUUUAUCAAGCACUGGAGCAGGCCAGUCAGAUUACUGCCACAGCCAGAGAUGCAGACACACAGAGCCCAACCAUGCACAGACACAAGUGGCAGGAUUUGUUACAGCAGCAGCAGAGCUGUAAGCGAUGUCUGUCGGUGAUCGAGAGGAACCACCACACGGUGCAGAGGGCGCUCUCCAACAGCAAGGUGCUUCGGCACUUCGACACAUGCCUGCUGCAGAAGAUAGUUGCUGAUGUACAAGGCUCAGCCCAGGCUCUGCUGAAAGAGGUCGGUGAAUGGAGAAGGCAGCAAGAGGCCAACAGCUCCCUGGGGAGGAGGUUUGAGGAAUCCCGACAAGAUCUGGAGAGAGUGCUACAGACAGCCCAGGAGUGUUUGGGAGAGAGCGGAGACGCCGAGGAACUACUGAAGACGCACACAGAUUUUUUCAGCCAACUGGAUCAGCGUGUGCUGAGCGUCUUCUUGAAGGCAUGUGACGAGUUGACCGACAUCUUACCAGAAGAAGAGCAACAGGGGCUACAAGAGACAGUCCGCAGGCUGCACAAGUACUGGAAGGACAUUCAGGGUGAGGUACCAUCCCACCUGCUCCGUCUGAAAGUAGAGCUGGAGCAGAGUCGAGUAGAGGCCGUCCUGCAAGACUGCAGAGCAGAGCUUCACCGAGAAAUCCAAGCCCUUUCGUACACCUCAACCAGUGAGCAUGUGGUCAAAGAGCAUAGAGCGUUCUUCAGGGAACGCACACCUCUGACUUUGUGCGAGAAGAGGAUUAGGAACAUGGAGUAUCUGUGUCAUAAAUUGCCUGACAACGAUGUGGCUUACAGAAGGCUAGAUUCUACCAAGAAGGCUGUAGAGGAGGUUACAGAGCAGGUCAUGAGCACCAGCCUGCAGCUGGAACAGCAUCCUGAUAAGUGGAAAGAAUGGAAUGAUAGGUUUUGUGAGCUCUCAGACUGGCUCUCUUCUCAGAGGAGGCUCUUUAAUGAGACUGCAAGAACUUCCACAAGUCAGGAGCAAGUUGAAGCUGCCAUGCAGGCAGUGCAAGCUUCAGAACAUGCCCGAGAAGAGAACCUAUUGUGGCUUAAGAGCCGUCUUUGUAGCUUAACUGACGUGAGUUCUGAACUGGAGAUACAGAGACAGCAAACAGCCCUGACCAAACUUUCAGCUGAUUUUAGGGACCUUUUUUCAUCACUGUGUCAGGGUGGUGGAGAGGGCUCAAGUGCGUUCCAGUUUGAGGAGCUUAGGGAGGAUGUGCGUGGCGCUUUGAAGGAGGUCCUGAAAGCCGGAAAAGAAGCCGGAGAACAGAUCAGCAGGAUUCUGGAUGCUGAGGACUUGAAGGAAGCCCAGGACCUAUUCCUUAUUCACCAGCAACGCCUAAAACAACUACAAGCUCUCAGGAGGGAGGCGGAGCUUCUUGUGUCCCAUUCACACCAGCUGCAGACCGGAGAGGCUUUGAGUCACUCUGUGCAGGAGUUAGAAGAACGUGUCAAAGAAGUUGACUGCCAGUUCAGCACAAAGGAGCACAACCUGCAGGCCACUAUGGACUCCUGGCAGAGCUUUGAAACCGAGCGAGAAACAGUUUGGAGUUUUAUAAGGGAGACAAACACUGAGCUGCGCAAAGAGCUUAUAUUCAACAGCCUGGACAGCCUGAGAAGAGAGAAGGAGCUCAACAAGGACCUUUUACUGAAGGUGGAGGACUGCAGCGUGCGAGCAGACGUCCUCCUGGAGGAUGCAGUAGACCUUCAGCUUGGUCCGAAGAAUCAAAGUCUGGUACUGCAGCAGGCCCAGUUUGCCAGAGAAGCCGUCAAGGAUCUUCAAGACCACCUCAGCAAAAAUGUUGUACAUCUGGAAAGGAUCUGCUCAUUGUGGGAACACUUCAAUGUUGACCUAAAGAUGUUCUCCUCACGGAUCAAUGAAAAUCAGAGGGCACUGGAGGCCAUCAAGAUCACCUCACCUUCAGAUCAUUUGGAACAACACAUCUGCACAGUAGAAACAGUGGCAGAAGAUCUAGAGGAGAGGAAGGCUGUCCUGGUCCACAUGGAGGAGGACUGCAAAGCCCUGUCCAGGUUUGUGACCCCUGGAGAGGGCGAGAGUAUCCGUGCAGGCCUCACCCAGAUGAGGCACUCCUUGGAGGAGCUGAUGGGAAACACAGAGCAUUUGGCAGGCCACCUUAAUCAGAGCUCCUCCCACAGGCAGAGAUGCAACGAUAACCUCGAGCAGGUCAAGAAAACAAUGAGGUAUCUUAAAGAGAAACUUGACUGUCCAGCUUCAUUUUGCUCUUCAUCGUCUGAGGCGCAUAAGAUCUUGCAGAGUCAUAUGGAGGUGCCCCAGGCUGUGGAGCAGCUAAAGCCCAGACUGAUGGUUUUGCGCUCGGCUGUGAGGCGGCUUGGUGAGGGUACCACACUGGAGCAAGAGGUCGUUGACCUUCAGACGCUGCAAGGAGAGUUAAUAGAAAAGGCCACAGAGAAACAAUCUACAUUAGAGAGCCUUAUUGCACUGUGGCAAAGAUUUGAAAAGGAGAAUUCCUUCAUGAAAAGCUGGCUAGACCACAGCGAGCCUCUUUGCUCUCCCGCCAAUGAAUUGCCUUCUGCAGACAAGCUGAAGAUAAGUAUGGAGCUCCAGCAUGUGCAGAAAAUGCAGAAUGAGACCCUCUCUAAUGACGCUCUCCUUCAGGGUAUGGUCAACCUUGCAUUUUGUCUCUAUCCUUCUGCCCCUGAAGCUGGAGUGCAAGAGCUCGGUGAUCUCACACAGCUGCAGCAGCGAUACACUUCACUAAAGGACAACAUAACACACAGGUGCAAGCUGCUGAAGUCUCAGUUGUCCCAGCUUGAACUUUUUGAUGAGGCACUUCUGACAUUGAGCCAAAAAAGUGCAAACUUUCUGUCGGACUUGAGAAUCUCUUUUCAAGUGGAUGUUACCGAUCUCAAUUGGGCGUUCACAAAACUCACGGAGCAUGAGUCUGAGUUCGAGGCUCAUGCGUCACUUAGAGAGGCACUCCAGGAAAGAGAAUCCUCCCUGCUUCAGUGCUCCACUCCAGAGGCCCAGCAGCAGCUCCAGGCUCGGCAAGAGGAUUGCCUCCAACUUCUCAGUGAAUCUGAAUGUCUUCUUCUCCUCCGCAAAAAGGGCCUGAAUGAAUUACAGUGCUUCCUACAGAAGCACAAAGCGGCAGGUCAGGCUGUUGGCCGGCUUCAUGAGGCCCUGCAGAGAAGGGGAAGCUGGCAUUCACCCAAAACUAAAGAGCUCCAUCACCUUAUAGUGGAAGUUGCAAAAGAUUUGGCCCAGUUUGAGGGUGAGGCAGUGGGGUUAGAUGGGCUGCUGAACAAGGCCCACCUUUACUUGUGUGCCUCAGAGGGGCAUGACUCCAAGGGAAGAACCUCUUGCAGGGAGCUGGCAAUGGCUCUCAUCACAUCCCUAGAGGAAGUGCAGAGGGGUUUAGGAUGGAGGCAGGGCGAAGCAGAUGCUGUCAGAGAAAUGUGGAGCUCCUUCAGGGAGAAGAAGGUGGAGGUGAUGAAGAAUUUGGAGAAACUAGCAGAUGAAACUGGGCAAGAGGUGAUCAGUGAGAUCUCACUGCAAGCCUUUCAAAACAGGCUGCGCUCCUUGGCCCAGCUGGAGAAUGAGCUCAAGUCCUUACAACAGUCCCAACAGUGGUUAGAAGAGAAGGGAAGCCAGUUGGCCCAGAGAGACACUGAUCUGGCAGGGGAGGCUCUGGGUGAGGUUAAACUCGUGAAGGCGGCCUGGGACAGCGUCAGGAUUGUCAUUACCAGCCGUCAAAAACAAAGUACAGCAAUACUAGAUCUUCUUCGCCAUCAUCAUAAGCUGAGGUCCAUGCUCUGCACCACUGUAGAGAAGACCCAGGCACUAUCUCACAACCUGCCAAACCACAACCACAGCGCUCAGGAGGCCAGGACGUCCUUCACACGGCAUGAGAAGCUGCAAGAUGAGCUGAGAGAAAAACAGACGGACAUGGAUCAGCUCAUCAGCACAGUGGAGGAUCUGCAGAGAGAAGUGGACCGCAUUCCCAACUGUGGCAUGCGCAUCAUUCAGAGGGAGAUGGAGACAUUAAGGGCACAGUGGUUGGAGGCAACGGAGAGAAUUCAAACUAAUAUGGAAAGAUUGGGCUACUGUAUGACAAUUUGGGAUGACCUAAAGGUCAUGGAGCAGGACAUCUCCCAAUGGACUGUCACCUCCAUCGCUGAACUCAGUGUCACCAAUCUGAACGACAAGGAGGCAGAAAACCGCCUCAUCACCUUUCAGGCAGAUAUGGAAAAAAGGGAGCACUCGCUGGAUGCUCUGCAGGAGAAAGUAGAAGACCUUAAGGAACGAGCUAAAUUAGAGGAAACUCCAAUACAAAUGCAGCUCCUGGAGUCCGACCUGAGGAAAAAGUUGGUCCAUGUGCAGGAGAUGUACAACCAAGCCAAACACAGCCUGACCUACUUCACUUUCCAGAAACAACGACUUGAGGACCUCAUGUCCCUGAUGCUUGAGCGCCUUGACAAAAUCGAGUGCUCCUUGGCGGGCCUCUCUGAAACCACCUCCUCAGAAGACAUUGAUGACAUUAAAGGUCUGCAAGGAGCUGUGCAGCAACAGAGGGCAGACAUGGACUCCGCCAGAGAGGCUCUGAGCACCCUGUGCAGGUCUCAUCCCUCUCAGGAGCUCUCUUGCCUCUCUGCCAACCUCACUGCCAUAUUCAAGCGAACCGAGGUGGUUGCCCAGCGUUGUGCCAAGGCCAGAGGCAGCCUGCAGGAUGUUCUGCAGCUCCACGUCAACCAGCUUUUCCAAGAAUUCCACUCCUGGCUCUCUGGAUCGAAGUUGGAGUUGAAAGAAUGUUCAAAUCAGUCUGGAGACAUUGCCAACCUCGCAGCAAAGUUGCAAAGACUGAAGUUGCUAACAGAGCGGGUAUCAGAGGGUGAGGAGCGUCUCUCUCAGGUUUGUGAGAAGGUUGAGAAGCUCCUCCUCCACCUGCCAGAAGCUGCAGAAAUACAGCUCCGAGAGCAUCUUUCCUCCUGCCGCAGAGAGUGGAGAAACUUCCUGGAUGACUACUCUCAGAGCCAACAAGACCUGGAAAAGAGUAUAUUUAUCUUAAAAAGUUUUGAUGACACUGUCGAAAGUGUCAAAGAAUGGCUUAAGCAGAUGGAGCUCAACCUCAACAGGGAGUCUUUUAUUGGGGAAGAUGGCCAAGGUGCUCCUGAUAGCAGAAAAGAACUGGAUGAAGUGGAAAACUUCCAUAAGGAGCUUUUGACAAGACGGGACUCAAUCGACCGUGUCAUCCGAGAGGCUCAGUCCUUGUCUGAAGCAGGACCCGGUUCCGGUGAAGAGGUCCGAAUGGCAAUGCGGCUUCAGAUGGAGCACCAGGCUCUGCUCAAAGCCGCCAGUGAGAGGCUGCGAGCGUGUCAAGAGAACCAGGCCUUUGGGGAGACCCUCCAAGCAGUCUGGGCCUGGUUAGAGGACAUCCAGGAGAAGCUGGGUACAGUUGAUAGCACCAUGGGAACCAAAGAGCAGUUGCAGCAGAGGCUAGAGACUGUACAGGAUAUCCUGCUUUUGAAGGGGGAGGGGGAGGUCAAACUGAAUAUGGCGAUAGGUAAGGGCGAGAUGGCCCUACGCAGCUCUGGGGCCGCUAGACAGGAAGUAGUGCGCUCUCAGCUCCAGGAGGUGGAGGAUGCUUGGGCCACGCUGCUUGUGACUGCCAUGAGCUGCCACAGUCGUCUGGAGUGGACUGUCUCACAGUGGAGUCGGUACUUGGAAAAUGCGUCCCAGCUACGUGGCUGGAUGGAGGCUGUUGAGCGGGAGGUAUGUGCUUCCCUCACCCCUCAGCCGGGACCCAGAGAGAAGGCCUUGCAGCUGGAGAAGCUCCGAUCCUUGCUGGCCGACCUGGAGGAGCACCAGAUGGCUUUGUCCAGUCUGGAGGAAAAAGCCAGAGAACUCUUUAAGAAGACAGGGGACGCCAGUUUUAACCAUGGCGCUCGAACACAGCUGCAGGUGCACUUUGACGAGCUGACAGCUUUGGUGGAGGAGCGAGUUCGUCGAGCACAGAGCGUGGUGCUGGAACACCAGGAAUACUUGGAGGCUGUCCGGGAGCUUACUGAUUGGCUGAUGACGGCAGGAGAGGAGCUUCAGCAUUGGUCAGAUACAUCUGGAGACUCCACCUCCAUCAGGAAGAAACUACUUGAAGUAAGGGAGCGUGUGGAGUGUGAACUUCUGGAGGGUCGGGAGCGUCUUAGCCGCGUGCGUAGGACAGCGGUGUCUGCGGCUGAGCACACGGCCGCAGGAGGUUGCGAGGCCAUGGACCGACAGCUGGGGGCGCUGGCACAAGCGCUAGAGCAAUGGGAAGGCGCUGCUCUGAGGUCCCGGGACGGCCUAGAGGGAGCUCUCGCCUCUGCCUCUGCCUCUGAAGAGGAAUACGAGUGUCUGACCUCUCAGCUGGAUGAGGAUUUGAAAGCACUUGAUGGACGACUGAAGGGAUGGAGCCAGGAGCUGAUAAGAGCUGAGGGUUGGUGCAAUGGCGAGGAAGCAGUGGCAGGAUGGCAACUGGCUAAGGACAUACUGGAAGGCUUGCAGAGCGCGGAGCCCAUGGCAGAGAAGUUGAAAGGUCAACUGAACGAGCUGGUACGAUACUCCAGAGACUUGGGUUCCCAGUCCGACCGAGUCACCGUUCUUGUCAAGCAGCACAACAGCCUCAGCCUCCAUGCAUCCAGGGAGUGCCAGAAUAAGGAGCGCCUACUGGAGCAGCGGUUCCGUGCUGCCCUCAGAGACUUCCAGCAGUGGUUGGUUAACGCCAAAAUCUGUACCGCCAAAUGUUUCGAUGUGCCGCAGAGCGUGGCAGAGGCCUCCACUGCUCAGCAACGAAUACAGGAGUUCUUGAGUGACAGGGAGCACGGCCAGGCCAGGCUGAGUACAGUAGGAGCCAGCGGGGAGCUUCUGAUGGCGGUGGUGUCCAAAGACAGGGUGGAGGGGAUCAAGGCCAAAGUGGCAAACGCGAGAGAAGACUGGAGGAGGCUGAUGAAUGACCUGCAGUUGAGGGAGGAUGCGCUCAAGAAUGUAUAUUGUCAGAUGACAGAGUUUGAAGCAAGCGCUCAACCUCUGCUGGAGUGGCUUAACAGCACCGAGUUCAAAGUUCAGGAGAGCAGUGCUCGGCUACACGACCUCCAAACCAAGAAACAAGAGCUAAGCAAACUACAGGCUAUUCUUGAGGAGAUGUCCAGUCGUGAAGCAGAACUCGGACAUCUUAGAGAGAGUGCGCAUCGUCUUUGGGAGGGGCAGGCAGCAGGCAAGGGCUUUGUCCACCGAGUGUCCCAGCUGUCGGCGCAGUGCUUGGCUCUCAGCAACUUGACCAAGGACAAGUCCUCCAGGGUUGAACGCAUUGUCGGGGAGCACCGUCUCUUCUCUCAGGGUCUGAAAGAGCUCCAGGAAUGGGUGUGCAAAGCUCAGAGGCUCCUGGCCACCUGCGUCUCCGCCACCUCCAAUAAAGUUGUGCUGGAGGACCGCAUGUUGCAGUUGGAAGCUUUGCUCGCCGCACGUCAGGAGCGGGAGAUCCAAAUGAAGAUGCUGCUUACCAGGGGAGAAGCAGUCCAAAGAAACACAUCGGCUGAGGGUGUCCCAGUCAUCCGCAAGCAGAUCCAGGACCUGAAGGACUCGUGGGACUCCCUGCUGUCUGCGUCCAUCAAGUGCAAAAGUCAACUGGAGGGCGCCUUGUCGCAGUGGACCAGCUAUCAGGAGGACGUUGGUCACUUUGUGCUUUGGAUUGAGCGCGUUGAGGAAACACUGAGCUGCUCGGACAGACAGUACUCUGAGAUGAGAGACAAGACUGCAAACCUGGGAAAGACUAAGCUUCUGUAUGAGGAAGUGCUGAGUCACAGCUGUCCUCUGGAGACCAUUGCAACUAAGGGGGCCAACAUGGCAGAACACGGCACUACGCAGCAGGAAGUGAAGCAGCUACAGAACAGAUACAAUGCCCUGAAAGAAAAGGCCAAGAAUGCAGUCAGCAAGGCCAAGGGGCUGGUGCUGAUCCAUCAAGAAUAUCAGCGAGUGCUCCAUGUGUUUGAAGAUUGGUUGGAGCAAGAACAGGCCACUCUUGCAUCAUUAUCCCUUUCAGAGGCAAAUGUGGACACACUUGAGGAAACACUGAAGCAGCUCAAGCUUCUACAGGAGCGAUGCUCAGAUGGUCAGUCGCUGCUGUCGUCAGUGCUGACUAGCAGAGGGAGGGUCAUUCAAUGGGGUGUACCCCAGAUUGAGGACAGAACCCUUGACACUGCACAACAGGAGUGGGUGGCCUACCAGGACCGUUUGGAGGAGACCCAGACCCAGCUGAAGUCCACUCUGGCCAGAUUGAAAGAGAUGGACCAGAAGUUCCUUACCUUAGGCCAGUGGCUUGAGGAGAUGGAGAAAGAGGCCAUAUUGAGACUUCGGAGGUCAGACAGGGGCACCAAAGAGACUCAGCUGAAGAAACUCAAGUCGUGUCUCCAAGCAUUGCUGACACGGCAAGGAGAAGUGGAUGGCCUCUCCUCGCUAUCACAGCAGAUUCUCGAAGAAGCUUACAUCAGUGGUCGUGUUAGCGUCACGGCAACGCAGCUCACUGCCCGCUACCACUCCCUGCUGCUCAGCAUACAGGACACGAUCAAGCAAUUACAGGAGGAGCUGAAGAGUAUUGAAGAGGCCGAAAACCUUUGUGUGUCCUUUACGGAUUGGAUAACCUUGACGCAGAAAAACUUUACAGAAGUAACCAACACAUCGGAAGCCCUGGACCGCAACGCAAUGGACAAAAAGCUGAAGAAACUUGAGACUCUGCAGGCUGAUCUCCAUCACGGUCACAUCUUCCUGAAGGCCCUGAGAGAGAGGGCCGAGCGUGUGGCAGACUUCCUAAACGAGGACAGAGCGAAGAGCUUAGGAGGUGAGGUGGAAGCCCGUCUUUCCCAGCUGGAGGAGCUUGCAGGCUGGCUGAGGCAAGAGCACGGCUUCCUGGAGCGCGCAUUUCUGCUGGCUAAGGAGUUCCAGGACCGCCACAAGGCUCAGGCCCAGUGGCUAGGGGAGACCAAAUCUUUGCUCAGCUCUCCACUGGAGCCCAAAGCCGAAUUAUACCAACGAAGGGCACAGCUCGCCAAACACAAGACUCUGUUACAGAUGGUCCAGUCCCAUGAUGCUUCCAUCAGGUCAGUGUUGGAGAAGGGCGACGCUCUGUUGGCAUCAGUCCAUUACCCCUCAGUCAGAGACAAAAUGAAUAGACUGCAAAAAGACUACAGUGACCUGUGUAAUAUGGCCAUGGCCCGCGUGGAGCAUCUCGAGGGCCAGGUCAAGGAGCAGGAAGUAUACCACCACAAGCUACAGGAGGCGGAGCGAUGGCUGCUACAGAUGUCCAGCAGGAUGGUGACCCCUGACCCCAGCAUGAGCCGAAGUCUGGAGGAGGCCACAAAGCAGCUGGCGAGGCACAAGGCCAUCAUGGAGGAGAUAGCAGGCUUUGAGGAUCGCUUGGCAGGCUUGAAUCAGCGAGGGGACCACCUGGUGCAAGGCUGUGACGAGCGCGUGCAGAGUAGGCUGAGACAGCAGGUCCAGGCUCACCAGCAAGGCACCAGAGACAGUUACUCUGCCAUCUGUAGCACAGCACAGAGAGUAUAUCAGAGCCUAGACCAUGAGCUCCAAAGACACUUGAGUCUCCAAGACACUCUGCAACAGUGCAAGACUUGGCUGAGGUCUGUCUCCCAGCAACCAGAGCCUCCUGCACAGACCCCUCUCAACGUAGAGAAGGCGCUACAGCAGGUGAAGCAAGAGCGGGCCCUCCAGGAACAGGCCAGCACUUACUUCCAGCUGGUGUGCUCUUCCUGUGACCUCUCACUCCUCAGAGUGCAGGAGGUGGCUGCCGCGAUCCAGCAGGUCAAACUCCAGAAUGAGGAGCGCAUGAUGCUUUGCGAGGAGGUUGCAGAUGCCUGGAGAGAUGUCGAGGAGCAGAAGACACAUUUGGAGGUACGGCUGAGAGAGACGGAGCAGCAACUGGAAAACCUCAUUAGAUGUCCAGCAGAGCUUGAGCCCAGAAUUGCACAAAACCAGCUGGACAAAGCACAGGAGUUCCUCCAGCACGUGAGGGAAAGGCAGUCUGAGUUAAGCCGUCUGAAUGAGGCCAUCAUUAAAAUGACAGACGGACAGGACUGUCCCAUCCUGGAAGACAUGAAGAAACUAAGGAGGAGCUGGAUAGAAAUAGGCCAGCGUGCAGAGAAGCUCGAGGCGGAGCGAGGGGACGACAUGCAGCGAAGUGGCGAGUAUCAGGAGAGCGUGGUUGCUGUCGAAGAGGUUUUCCAUCAAGUAUCCAGGGAAUGGGACUACCUGGCCAGGGCCGACACUGAGAGUACAAGGGAACAUCUAGAAGCUCUUAAAAAGUUAUCCAGUGACCUUGUGAAGCGUAAAGCAACCCUAGAAGAUCUGCGAGACCAGAAACAAACUAUUCUGCCACAAAUAAGCCUGUUGGACAAGGAACUAGUCAAACAACAGAUGGGUCACCUGGAGAAACGCUGGGCUCAGCUUGAGACUCUUAUCCACCAGAAGAUCCAGGACUCCACACAGACGCUAGAGGAACUGGCACGGGUGGAAACCCAGCUGAGGGAGGCCCGGCAGUGGGUGGAAGAGAAGCGACCCGCACUCACCUCCACGCUGAAAACCAGCCCACCGCCUGACCUGGCCCAGAGUUUUCUGUUCGACCACCUGAGCGUGUGCGUGGAGCUGGAGGCCCGUCAGCAGCUGCUGGGCCGAGCGGUGAGCGAAGCGCAAUGUGUCGCCUCCAGACUGGGGCUGAGAGAAAGGAGAAGCCUGCAGGAGCUUGUUGAACACGCCCAGACUGAAGUGGAGGCUCUGGAGGCACGAGUAGCCCAGAGGAGAAAGUACCUCAGCAAGGCCUUCACAGAGAGGACUCAGUUCCUUCAGGGUCUGGGGAGAGCACUGUUAUGGGUACAACAACAAGAGAGGAAGGCUCUGAUAGAUGACCACAUUGCGCUUCUUCCAGAGGAUCUCGCUAAACAGGCGUCCGCGUGUCGCAGCAUCCAAAGCAGCCUUCGAGCCUACCGGAGGGAGUUGGUAUCUCUCUGGUUUCAAGGUCGGGAGCUCGAGAAGGAUGCCACAGACAAAGAAAGAGAAGAAACCUUGGCAAAACUUAAGGAGCUGCAGGCGGUUUUCGAAGCGGCUUUCCAGACAACCAGCCAGCGUGUCACAAUCUUGGACAAAGCUUUGACAUCCAGGAAGUACUUCCAGGUGGACCUUAACAAGACCUGUCACUGGCUGAGACACGCGGAGGCCAUCACCUUCCGGGAAAUCAAUCUCAACCACAUUGAGGAUAGCUCGGUACUGCAAGAACAUCUAUGCACCUUUCAAAAAGUCCUGGAACAAGCUUCGGAGAACGAGAACCUCCUAUUGAUCGUACAAAGGAUAGGCCAGGAGAUCCUUCCCACUCUGAACGAGAUCGACCACUGCUACCUAGACGAGCGACUCAAUGCUCUCCCCCAACAGUACAAUAGCAUCCUGGCGCUGGCCAAAGAAAAAAAAGACAGGAUUCAACAAAUAAUCAUAGAGAGGAAAGAUUUUAGCACUUUUUUUGAUACGACUCGAAGCGCAUUGGAGGACCUUCAGGAGCAGUUUGACAAUCUGGAGAAGAAGACUAUCAAUACUUGUGAUGAGGAGCUGCGUUGUUUAAGGAGUGACUAUCAGAGGAUGGAUGAAGCUUUAUCCAACAUCAGCCCUGCGGUAAGAGACCUUCAUGGAAAAAAUGAGGGGUUUCUCAGUACGGGCUACACGUACAAAGCUGAGGAAACACGUCAGCUAGUGCGCCUUCACAACACUCUUAAAAGAAGAAAUUAUCAAAAACAAAAAUAUUUGGAUCAUGCCUUGAAGAUAAUCAAUGAGCACAACAGAAUACUUAAAACCUUUGACCAGGAACUGAAGUUUGCCAAAGACAAUCUGGUUAGACUCAAGUCAGACAAAGAACUUGAUGCCACGCAUAAAAUUGCAGCUCUUUUUGCAUUACUUGAACGUCUGGAUAGUGUAUCUUUAGAGGCCAAAGAAUGUAACCAGCAGAUCGCAAGCCUCUGCUUGAGGUCCGACCCCGUUGCCUUUCAGGAGAUGAAAUCCCUGCUUGACUCACUGCAGUCCUUACGUUUAGACAUUAAAUGCUGCAUUGGAGAAAGUGAAAAGGAUGUCCCACAAGACUUCACGACGGGGAUGGAGAAAAUGGCCGAAUGGCUGAAGGACUUUAAAUCCGCAGUGAGGGAGCCUGUAAGCUUAACAGAAGCCAAAGUUGAGAGUGUGCAGGAGAAAAUGUGCAAACUGGGAAUCAUGAAAGAAGAAGUGAAGAGCAGAUUGAGGAUGGUGGAUAAAUUGUUUAGCCAGGAAGUGCAAAGAUAUUGCAGUAGAAAGGAAAGUAUUCCAGCCUAUGUGGAUGUGAAAGCAGAGGAGCUAAGGAGGCUGGGAGCUGAAGUUCUAAAGGAUAUUAACCAAAAGCAGCUGACUCUGGGUCCAGCUCUUGCCAUGAUCCAGCGGCACCACUCUACCUUGCAGUCCAUGCAAACACACCUGGAUUGUGCCGCUGAUUGCCUUCAAAGUGCCAGCGCUGGGGUGGAUCUGGAGCACCACACAGAUUGGAUUCUCAACCUGCAAGAAAUUUCAGUGCAGGAAAAUAAUUAUACAGCUGUUUCAGAAGAGAUAAGAGACACCCUGGAGCCCCUGUUGACAGAAGUUGCGAUGAACCAGCUAAGAGGAGAAGCUGAAGCCAUGCGGAUGAGGAGCACAGAAAUCAAACACCAUACGGAGGCCUGCAAAGACGUCCAUGAGAGGUGUGUGUCUCUAUGGGCCUCCAUCCAACGUGACAGAGACCGGCUGGUUGAACAAAUGAACGAUGUAGAGAGCAAGAUGGCAGCAUUCUCCACCGCUAAAGCAGAGAGUCUCCAGCAGGCAGAAGACAAGUGUGAGAAAUACAAGUCUCUAGCGACUUAUGCUGACCUUCAGGAGUUUGCUAUCACUGCUAUGAAGGAAGACAAGGUAGUCGAGUUAGAGCGGCUUGUCAUCAAAUCUGGUGCAGCCGCCGUCGUCCACCAUGCUCUCUCAUCACUAUGGCAAAGGUGGACCAGGCUUCGCAGUGUGGUGAGAGUCCAGGAGAGGGCACUGGAGGACACUGCCAGGGAGUGGAGGAACUUGACAGAAAAGGUAAGGAGAAUACAAUCUAUCUGGGCAAAAAUGUUGGUCUAA
Molecule: messenger RNA, 15807 nt
Organism: Entelurus aequoreus (snake pipefish)
Lineage: Eukaryota; Metazoa; Chordata; Actinopteri; Syngnathiformes; Syngnathidae
Product: nesprin-1-like
Exons: 83
Coding region: 1-15807 (5268 amino acids)
Biological process (GO): nuclear migration
Cellular component (GO): cytoplasm; nuclear outer membrane; meiotic nuclear membrane microtubule tethering complex
Molecular function (GO): actin filament binding
Source: RefSeq, a predicted model, not a curated record